Molecule: messenger RNA, 1707 nt
Organism: Abrus precatorius (Indian licorice)
Lineage: Eukaryota; Viridiplantae; Streptophyta; Magnoliopsida; Fabales; Fabaceae
Exons: 7
Coding region: 71-1207 (378 amino acids)
Source: RefSeq, a predicted model, not a curated record
AUGAAGAACUAAAAGAAGAAGAAUAAGAAUUACAAGCACCGAGCUUGAGGGUGUGAUUUGACGAGUAGUUAUGCAGCGUCUGAAACUUGAAGUGAUGGUGGUAGCACUAUCACCCUCACGCGGUUUUAUCUUCCCUUCAAAGCCGAGGAGGUUCUCUUCUUCUUUCCAGGUAUCGGCGUGGCCUGGUCUGGAUGCAUGGAGAGAGAGUCCUCUGAACGAGAAUCGGAAGUGGGGAGGCCAUGGUCCACAACCCGAACCCCUGUUCCAACUCCGUGAGUCUCCAUUUGGGGAUGCUUCCUCCUUGGCUGAGCUUGGUUCUAUCGUUCUUUCCACCGGAGACCCUCUCACCAAGUCUCACCUCUCUCACAUGGCUUACUCCACGUGGCGCCGCCUGCACCUUCCACUCGGCAUUUCCAAACCCCCCUCUCGACCUGCCCGACCCGAAAAGCCCCACCUGGUUUCCCCUAAGGAAAUUCCUGCUCCCAAGGACUCAGGUUUGCCUCUGAAUGCUUAUAUGCUUCAUAAUCUGGCACAUGUGGAGCUCAAUGCAAUUGAUUUGGCAUGGGAUACAGUUGUUCGGUUUUCUCCCUACAGUGAAAUUCUAGGGGAGGGCUUCUUUGCUGACUUUGCUCAUGUUGCUGAUGAUGAGAGUCGCCACUUCUCUUGGUGUGCACAGAGGCUUGCUGAACUGGGUUUUAAAUAUGGUGAUAUGCCAGCCCACAAUUUGCUAUGGAGUGAAUGUGAGAAAUCAUCAGACAAUGUAGCUGCACGACUAGCAAUGAUCCCGCUAGUCCAGGAGGCUAGAGGACUGGAUGCUGGGCCACGCCUAGUGCAAAAAUUAGUUGGCUUUGGAGAUAAUAGGACAUCGAAAAUUGUGGCUAGAAUUGCUGAUGAGGAAGUAGCACAUGUAGCAGUUGGUGUCUACUGGUUUGUCUUUGUUUGUCAAAAAAUGGGUUGUGCCCCAGACUCCACUUUUAAAGACUUACUAAAGGAAUACAAUGUGGAACUAAAGGGUCCCUUCAAUUAUUUGGCUCGAGAAGAAGCUGGCAUACCCCGUGAUUGGUAUGAUAAUGCAUCAUCUACAAGCAAUCAGGACAAGAAAGACAAAGAUGGCAAGAAAAAACAGCUCUCUGCCGUUUAUGAGAGGUUGGCUUCCAUCAUUGCUAUGGAAAGUGGGAAUUCAAGUUUGACCAGACCACCUGAAUGAUCUUUGCAAACUGAUAAGCAAUCUGUGUCUUUCACUGGAAAGGUAUGGACUGAGAUUGGAACCUAUCUCGACCGCCAAGAAGAAGGGAUAAGGUUUCAUACACCCGUUGGGUGAUGCGAUUCUUUUAUUAGCAAAGUUGUCUGAUUGCAAGUGCUUAUGCAAAGUCUGAAGUUUCGAUUGACCACGCGUUCACUAUCAAUGAGAAGCGUAAGCAAAAGGAGAAGGCAAAAAUUGUUCUUUAUAUUGCGUACAUGGGUCACUUGAGCUGUUAGUGUAGACACUGAUGUAAAUACACAUUUUAAUAUUUGAUGAAUGCGUGUGAUCAUUAGAGGCAUGGCGUAACGUUCAAGGGGAAUGAAGUCAAUGGUCAUUGCUUAGCUUUUUAGAUAGUGCGUGGAGGAUAAUGACAGACCUAAUAUUCUUUGUUAAGUUUAUCAUUUUAUAUCAAAUUGUACUUAUUUUCAAUACACGAUUAUGUUUUAGAAGAUUUCUGUUUUCUU